GUUGAUUUCUAAGCCAGGAUCGACAGUUUGCAACGAACUUGGGCCGGUGCAAAGGAAAAAAGCAAGAACACUUCAGCAUCCAGCUGCUGAAAAAAAAGAGGGUAGCGUCGCUCCUCCAAGACCCGAAAGGGUUAACGUUCAAGUCCUUUAUUCAUCUGGCCUGAUCAAAGGGAAGAUGGCUGAGGAGAAAAUGGACCACAUCUGGAGCUGAGAUGAACUAUUUACUAAGUGGCUUGGGUUCAACUUCGGGAAGUAGCAAGCCUGCUUGGAUUUCGUCUGACCUGUAGGAACUGGUUCAGGGAAGUGACAGCGGUGGUUGAGAGUGGUAUUCCUACUUGUUCUUCCUGCCCCAGUAUCUUACUGUGGAUAACAAGUCGAUUUCAAACCUUUUGAGGAUUAGACUGGGGGGCAGCCACUGCCUUUCUGUAACCACCAUGAACCUGGGCUGCCUGAGUUACCUGGUGCUGACAGCAAGUACUCUAUACACAACCGUGCUUAAUCAGCCCACCAGCAGGGAGCACGAUCUGAUUCCGAGGAUUGUCUUUACUCACAAUGACACAGAGAGAGUUGUCAAACUCUUCUACAGGGAUGGAGUGCACAACUAUACGAAGCUGCUGCUGGGCGCUGAGGGACAAGCUCUCUACAUUGGUGCAAGGGAUGCUAUUUUCUCCUUGGAUGUUUCGGAUAUUGCUCCCAACAAAUUCAAAAAUGAGGUGAUUUGGGAAGCCCCACAGCAGAAGAGGAAGGAAUGUCACUUUAAGGGGAAGAGCCUAUCAACCGACUGCUUCAAUUACAUCAAGAUCCUCCUGCAGCUGAAUAGCACUCACGUAUAUGUUUGUGGGACUUAUGCUUUCAGUCCGACUUGUGCCUACGUUCAAAUUGCAGACUUCUCUCUUGCAAAAGGUCCCAAUGGUAAUCUUCUAACUGAGGAUGGAAAAGGCCAAUGUCCGUUUGAUCCGACCUAUAAGUCGACUGCAAUUAUGGUUGAGGAGGAAUUAUAUGCAGGAACUGUCAGCAAUUUUCAAGGCAAUGAACCAAUCAUUUCCAGAAGUCUGGGAAAUAAACCACCCUUAAAAACAGAGAAUUCUCUGAAUUGGCUUCAGGAUCCAGCAUUUGUGGGUUCAGAGUUUAUCCAGGAGAAUCCCGGGAGAGAUGAUGGAAAAGUCUAUUUCUUCUUCAGUGAAACUGGCAAAGAAUUUGACUUUUUUGAUAAUACAAUUGUUUCACGGAUAGCCCGAAUCUGUAAGGGGGAUAUAGGAGGAGAGCGUGUGCUCCAGAAAAGGUGGACAACAUUCCUUAAAGCCCAGCUGUCCUGCUCACUUCCAGAUGAUGGAUUCCCAUUUAAUGUUAUUCAGGAUAUGUUUGUUCUGUCUCCGGGAAAAGAAUAUUGGAAAAACAUAACCUUCUAUGGAGUAUUUACUUCCCAGUGGUAUAAAGGUGGUGCAGCCUCUUCUGCUGUUUGUGCUUUUUCCAUGGCUGAUGUCAUGAGAGCCUUCGCUGGAAGGUACAUGGAGGUGAACCGGGAAACACAGCAGUGGUAUCCUUACAACCAGAAUCCCCCAGAGCCAAGACCAGGUGCUUGCAUUACAGACAGUGUCAGAGCCAUGAACAUAACUUCUUCAUUCCAAAUGCCAGACAAAGUAUUGAAUUUUGCAAAGGACCAUUUCCUGAUGGAAGAGAGCGUCAAGAGCCAACCCGUUCUGAUGAAGAAGCAUGUAAAGUACACCCAGCUCGCUGUGGACAGAGUCCAAACCAUCCAUGGGCAGUAUGAUGUUCUGUUUGUGGGUACAGAUACUGGAAUAUUGCACAAAGCCAUAAAUGUGAAUCAUAAGGUACACAUUAUUGAGGAAAUUACUCUGUUUGCUGAUCCACAACCAGUGCAGAACCUGAUUCUGGAUUCAAAGCAGGGCAUGUUAUAUGCAUCUUCAUACUCAGGAGUGGUUCAGCUGUCUGUCUCCAAUUGCACCAUUUACCAGAGCUGUGGAGAGUGUAUCCUGGCCAGGGACCCUUACUGUGCCUGGGACAGGAACAGGUGCAGAGACAUACGAGGACUGCAGAUGGACCCACUUUGGAAGCAAGACAUUGAGAACGGCAGGCCAGGACAACACUGCUGGCAGCCAAAUGAUUCAUUAUUGGAACCCAGGGCUUUGCGACCACAUCGUACUGCCCCCUGUGAGCCCGUCACUGUGCCAGCCAAUAGUUUUAAGGUGCUACCGUGCAACGUGCAGUCAAACUUUGCUACAAGGAAGUGGGUGCACAACGGGGCAGUGGCAGAUGCUGCAUUCAUGGUGCUUCCUGAUGGUGGGAUUAUUGCCACAGCAGAACCUCUGGGUGUAUUCGAGUGUUGGGCCAUUGAAGAAGACUUCUGGCUGCUGGUUGCAAACUACUGCGUGAGGUUGGAUCUUUCUUCUGAAGCCACGACCUUGCAUGCAUCCAGAAAGUCUAUUGCAGUGUUGAGUAGAGGGUCUGGAUUGCAGGACAAAGGGAUUGUGAUAAACCCUCUCAGCAGUGAGAGCCGGUUUUCACAACACACCAAUGGGAAGAACUACUGGAUGGAGUUUGUAACUGUAAGCGUGGUCUUCGGAUUAACGGUUGCUGUCUCAUCUCUGGUCUUUUUGUACCGGAACAGAGACAGAAUGAAGUCACUAAUUAAGGAUGGCGAGUGUUCAAAUAUACCACAGAAGAAACAAAGGAAGAUCGAGAUCCAGCACGAAAGUCUCCCGUUAAAUGGAAACCCAGUUCAAGUAGCAGCGUCUGAGCAUCACAAAGGUUACCAAAGCCUGAAUGACAAACAUAUCUGCAGUACCCCAGUGCUGGAAAACACUCUCAGUGCCAAGGACUCUGGGUAUACCCAGUCCCCAAACAACCAAACCAACCAAAAAAACUUGUACGUGGAGAUUUCAGCGCAUUGCCUGCAGCCCCGGGUACGGAUCGGCCCUGAAAUCAAAGACUCGGUGGUGUGAAACAUCAGAGGGCAGAGCGAGGUAGCACCCGUGCCAAUGUGGCCUUGGGAAAAGGGACCAACCACACAGAAUUGGAAAGCGUAAGGCUUGGCAGCUCAAAAGACAGAAACAUUUGUACUGUGCCAUUUAGUCUACCCCUUCAGUAUGUAAACCACAUGCAUGGAUGGUUAUUGGUGUGUCAAUCACGCUUUAGUAAACACGUGUGUCUGUCAUCAUCAGCCAAACCGCAUGGAGCAGUGCAUGAAUGACAACUUUCCCCCAUUUGUUUGCAAGUUUGGGCUCAAGAAUCAUGACUUUGACUUUUUAUUUUGGUGAGGUGGAGAGUGAUCGUAAGACUUCUCUGAGUGGAAAUUAAGCGAUGCCCUGUGCCAAGUAAACUGGAGCAUGCAUUCAGAGAUAAUAACAGGAGUUGCUGGAAGUGGCUCUGCUACCUGUCGUUGAUUGUAUGUGACAUAACCAAACACCACAUAAAGCAUUAUGUCAUUUUACUGCAGUUAUUGGGCACUAUAUUUACUGUUUCAUCCAGUGUAUCCUCUGACAUCCUUGUGAAUGCAGGAAGCCCGCUCGUAACCCUGUCCCUUUAUGUGAAAUAGACAGACUGAUGACUUAUUACAAAUGGAUAUCAUCAUGUAGCAUACAGAACCAGAAUACAUUUCUCCAUUUCCAUAACAAUUAUAAUAUAUCUUUGCAGGUGGAGGAAAAAGUUGUGAAAAAUAAUAAUGUGGUUUCAAGAAAAAGGUCAAUUGAAAAUUGUACUAGUGAUUCCUUUGUAAUCUGACAGAAUUUUUUAUAUAUUGUUGAAAAAGGAACUGAGAUAAAGGACUAGUUAUAAUGUAUGUUCUUACUUUUGUAGGCAAUUACAACAGUUGGUUGGGCACACGUGUAUUUGGCUAAGUAAGCUCUGGUAUUUGGACAGUAUGUCCAUGGGUCAUGGGAUAUGUAUUAAGUUUACAUACCUUAUUGAAUGGAUAACUAACAAUCUUGCCUGACAACAUCUUGGCUUCUUAGUUAAACUGGUAAAAUUAUAGUGGUUCACGAAUUUGAAGAAUUUUAAUCUGUCCAUUGUGUAGAAAAGACAAAUGUAACAAUGUGUCCUUGGACUGAGGAUACAUUGGGAAGGUUCUAUGGCUGCAAGUGUCAGUUUGCAUCCUUUACAGGACCUUGAAUGUAUUAAAAUGUCCAAAAACAUUUCAGAAUGAAGAAGUUUAGCAACAGAGAGGGAAGUGGCAGUCGAAGACUUGUUUAACUAGGUAGGCACUUCAUGCAUGGUGGACGAUGAGCAUGAGACUACUUCCUUAGAUGUAGCAGUCAGUAUCAAUGUUUAUGUGGUUAAAGAUAGAGCUGGGAAAGAUUCUGUGGAAGGCAGAAAUUUAAAACUUUCCUACUACCUAGAGACCAGAGGUGCUUCCUUUUUAGAUAGUUGAGCAUGUAGCCCUGAUGAAAUACGAAAGUUGGAUCUUAAGGCACUUUGUUAAGGUCCUAACCUUUCAUUGGCUAAGGUUGUUGCCUUGAGAUUGGCCUUCAGGCAUCUUUUGGGUGCUAAGUGGGUGCUUAAACUAAAUCAGAGGCUGCAAAGAAAAGGUGAAAAUGGGACAUCCUUGUUUUAAGAAAUCGUCAUCAUUGUGGUUUACUCCCUUUGAAGAACAUUGAAGCCCCUUUGCACAUUGCAGUGACUACAUCCCAACAGGCAACCUCUGUACUGUUGAAGUGGGUCAGCAUUUUUGAAAAGAACUCUCCAUGAACAGGGAUGGGAAGGGACAAUGGAAGACAGGGAACAAGAGGGGUUGCAAGGGAGUAAAAAGGGGUGAACAUACAUAGGUCUCUCCAGGGAAAUUCCUCCCCCCCCCACAAUCUAUGAAGUUAUGAAGUGGGCCCUCAGAGAUACUGAGUGGUCCUCAACCCUUUCUGUCAGCUUUGGGUUUGGGCCACAGGUUGAGGGGUUAAUGACCUGCAGUUAACAAUUCACAGAGCUCUCGACCUGAACAAAGUUAUAGGGGGUGCUUUUUACAUUGAAAAUCAUUGAUGAAUAUUAAUUUCUCGUAUUCAGUGUAAUGUAGUUCUCACUUCAGUGUGCAAAAAUCACAAAGGUUAUAAGUUGUGAUCUUUUGAUCUACUUUCUGACCUCAAGUAAACAAAAUGUGCUUUGAUGAAGUAAUUAUGUACAGGAAAUAUGACCGGGACACAAAACCUGUGUUAGAGUGAGUAACGUAAAAUUUCUAGGCAGCAGUCUUAGCCAAUGAAAUAUCAAUGCCUGGGCAAAGUUCCAGUUUCCCAUUGGAUGGGACUUCAACAGAAAGUGAGCCCAAACACUUCAACAUAAGUGCAAGGUUGCGCAUAAUUUACGUAUUAAAACAUGAGCAUUUGGGUCCAAUUUUUAGGUACGUCAUUGAAUACAUAAUGAAAAACCCCAAUUUCCUUAUAUUUCCUUUUAGAACAAACCUUAGAUGAGAUUCAAGUUUCUGUUUCUCAGCAGCAUAGAAUAUAAAUACAGGUCAUAGAGUCAUAGAGCACAGAAACAGGCCCUUCGGCGCAUCAAAUCAGCACUGACCAUCAAGCACCCAUUCACACCAAUUCCAUUUCAUUCUCCCCAUGUUCCCAUUAACUUCCCCCAGAUUCCACCACUAACAUCGCACUCGCCUGCGCACAAAAAGCAAUUAUCAAUGGCUAUUUAACCUACCAACUUGCAUGUCUUUGGCAUGUGGGAAGAAACUAGAAUAAUCAGAGGAAAUCCAACCAGUCACAGGGAGAACAUGUGACCUCCACACAGUCAGCACUGGAGCUAUUAAACACUGCCCUCUAUAUGAUAGGUUUUUACAAGUACAAUUGUUUCUGUCAGGGAGGUAUGUGCAAGUAUCUGGUGGGCUUCUCUGAAGUAAUCCCAUGAAAAGAUAAUCAACGACCUACAAUUCUCUAGCUUUCAUUCUCUUUCCUGACUUAACACCUGGAUUCGCAAUUUCUUUCCACUUUCUUCUUAAUGAACCUGAUUUUUCAUGCAAGUGUUUUCACAGUUCACAUAUUCCAGCAAGGAUGCAUAAAUAAUAACAUAACCAGCGAUGUAAGUGUGAAAAGAUGGUUUGAAAAAUAUGUCUGAGUAUAAAUAUGUUUUCAUUUUACCCAACUGUUCAAAUUGAUGGGAAAUCUUUAAUGUGCAAAGCCAGACUUUAGUGCAAGUGCAGUGGAUGGUCCUGUAUGUAAAGGAACUCUCCUUUUAUGGAUCAACAUGCUUAAAACUGUGGCAUGCAGCCUGUUGCUUGCUCAUUGUUAUCCAGAAGAUCUGAUAACAUGUUAUCUGAUCUAAAAUAUCAUGUAACUUUCCAUAGAAUUUACAACACAGAAACAUAGGGAUGGGAAUAGACCAUUCAGCCUCUCAAGUCUGUUCUGUUAGUCAGCUAGACCCUGGACGAUAUGUAUCUUCAUUGCCUCUAUUUGCUUUGGUCAACAGGUCCACACCAGCAGGUUAUUACUCUGCACAAGCCUUCCAUCACUCAACUCUCUGCCUCCCUAUCAGCAUUUCCUUCUAAUCCUUUCCUCCUACCACUUCUUCCCUUGAUUUCCCCCGAUGCCAUUAUUUUCAGGUUUCCCAUCCUCCUCUUUUUCCCCUUCCCACAACCACUCCAGCUGUCCCUGAUAAUUGAAUAUUUCAAACUUGGUUGCCGCUGACUUCCAGGAUGAAAAGCUGUCUCAUCAUUUCCUCCCAAAGAGCAACUUGAAAAUGUGACAAGCACAUCAAAAAGGCAUUUGAGUUUUAACUGACAGAUUAUAUUACCACUAUGGCACAAACUUCCACUUGAGAACUAAGCCUAUUCUUAAAUGAUCUGAGUACCUUUUAACUCGGUGUGCAUGCGGUGUUCCAUUUUACUGCUUUUUGUAGUGAAUAUUUGAGGAAAUAAUUUUUUAAACAAAUGUAAUAACAUUAUCAGUUGCUAAUUAAAAUAUAAUUUUAUGAGAGAACUCAAGCAAAGUUUUACAAAGGUACACUUGUAAUAAUUCUUAAAAUUUAUGCUAUAACACUCUGUAUAUUAAUCAGUUAAACACAAACCACCAAUCUCCAACUGGUAACUGUUGUUUUCCGACUUCCUAUGCACUAUGUAUAAAAUCUUUCUGUUGGGUACCAGUGGCUGCACAUUGCCAUUUAAGUUUGGGCUUUUUGCACACAUGCUUGUAAAUAUUGUAUUGAUUGUGUUUGUGUAUUUUCUGUAAAUUGUGAUAAAGGUGUUGCCCAUUAUCCCUCCACCUUUACAGACAGAAUUCUUAAACUGUUAAGUGUUUUGUUACAAAUGUUUAUUUGCCUUUUGUAAAUUGCUGUAGUAGUGUAAUAAUUCCAACAGAAAAUUGUCUUAGCAUUUGGCAUUUUCAUUGUGUUAGGUGUAGGCUUGGCAGUCUUAAUUAAUGAAAGCUGAUGAAAGUAAUCUAAAUAGCUCUCUGCUCUUGUGUGUCUGUUUUUAUAAUCAAAUGCUAUCAGAAAGCAAUGACCAAACAUAAAAUGUCUUUUCAGAUGUUAUUUUUCUGAAGUUUUCUACAGUUGGCCUGAAAAUAUCAUUGUCCUUUAUACUUGUGAAGGCUGCAGUGGCUAAUUUUAAAUUGAAAAACAUUUUUAGUAUUGAGUGCUACUAUGUGAAUGUUACGAUGGUAUAUGUUACUCAUGGUUUAAGAAGGAAAAUAAUUUGUUUGGAUUGCUGAGGAUAAAGUUAGAGACAAAUCAGAUUGAUUAAGAAUGCUAAAGAACAUUGAGAUGGAAGAUGUUCCAAAGCAUUCUAAGUGUGCAACCCUCAACAAUUACCCUUAAUAGGUAAGGAUACUUCAAAAAUAAUCCACUGGUCAUAAAGCACUUUGAGAUCUCCUGUGGACUUUAUAAGGCAGUGCAUAAUUGCAGCUUCUUAAAAAAACAUUUAUUUUAGUAUGUUUUAUGAUAUACCAAAGUUACUUAUUAUUAAUAAUAAUGUGACCGAUUUGUACAGGUUCACAACCUUUGAUGCAGAUGAUUAAUGCAUUCUAAUUAUUGAACAAUAUUAACAUUGACUGAUAUAAUUAUUUUAAUAGAAAGCACCCAACUAGGCCAUGGGCUGGUGAGAAUAGUGGGAUUUAGGUCAGUGCUUAAACAUGGAUUAUGUGUGGAUCUAGAACCUUCUGAAUGAAUCGUCUUAUUGUUUGUAAAAUGGAAAUAUAAAUAAAUAGAUGAGGGGAGGAAUUUGUUAUUUUAAAGUAUCUGAUGCAAAUGACAGUCUACACUUUUGGAGUCUAUAUCAAAAAAUACCGUCAGAGACUGCCAAGCCUUCUAGAUAGCACUAAAGCAACAAUUGUGCUUGUUUAGUGUUUUGUAUGUUAAUCUUGUAAUUGUAUUGUAUUAUUAAAAAGGCACUUUAUUUCCUUUUGUUUGUAAUAAAACAAUAAAAAUGCUG
Molecule: messenger RNA, 8362 nt
Organism: Pristis pectinata (smalltooth sawfish)
Lineage: Eukaryota; Metazoa; Chordata; Chondrichthyes; Rhinopristiformes; Pristidae
Gene: sema4ba
Product: sema domain, immunoglobulin domain (Ig), transmembrane domain (TM) and short cytoplasmic domain, (semaphorin) 4Ba
Exons: 16
Coding region: 435-2963 (842 amino acids)
Biological process (GO): neural crest cell migration; negative regulation of axon extension involved in axon guidance; semaphorin-plexin signaling pathway
Molecular function (GO): semaphorin receptor binding; chemorepellent activity
Source: RefSeq, a predicted model, not a curated record